AUGAGAAUUUUGGAUAGGAUUUUGGAGCUGGGAAUGAAGAGGCUGAGGCCAGAAGAGGAUGUAGAAAUGGAUAGGGCUGCGUCUUCGGUUUCUGCCAGUGUUGCUCCUGUCGAAGAAGGAGAGUUGAUAUGUCUGAGGAGGGUGAUUUUGAAUCAUGCAGAUAUUUUUUAUGCGCUCUGUGGGAAUAUACAUAAGCAAAUUAGACUGUGGGAGUGUUACGAUCCUGGCUUGGCAACAACAGUGGGAGAAAGUGGCGAUGCCCAGGUAGAGUUGUCGGAAGAAGAGGGUGUUAGAAUUCUCGGUUUAAUACUAAAGACCGUUCAGGUGGUUCAUCUGGAUGCGAUGAAGCAAGUUAUGAAAGCGGGUGAUCCAGAAGAAGCAGUUUCACACAUUAGAUUUCUUCAUUUUGAUCAAGGAGUCGAGGUGUCUGAGUACCGCAUAGUUUUGAAAGACCUCUUCAAGAGUGUUUUAUCAAGAAGUGAGAAUUUUGGUGAUUCUUGGAAUGCCAUGCGUGACCAACUGCUAAUGAUUUAUGGAGAAGCCCUUUCAUCAGAUUGCGGAGAUAUUAUUCAAAUGAUACAGACCAUUCAUGAUGAGCUGCUGCCUGAAGAGAUUGAAGUUUAUAGAGCUCAAACUGACAACUUCGUCCCACCUCCUCUCAUACGGUUUCUGAGAUAUUGCGCUGAGGUGAAGCUUCAUCAGGAUGUAGAUGAUAAGACAUUUUCCCUGAAUAAAGUAGUCAAUUCUUGCAAGGCAGAAAUGUACCAUUAUGCUCGUGUUUCUGGACUACAUGUACUUGAGUGUAUCAUGGAUACUGCCUUGUCUGCUGUGAAGAGAGAGCAACUUGAAGAAGCCAACAAUGCUCUCCAGUUGUUUCCCCAGCUACAGCCAUUGGUAGCUGCCAUGGGGUGGGAUUUACUGGCUGGUAAAGUAGCAGCACGGAGGAAAUUAAUGCAGCUGCUCUGGAAAAGUAAGUCACAAGUAAUUCAGCUUGAGGAAUCAAAUCUUCUUUUUAUGCUUGAUCUCGCCUCCUUUGUUGCCUUUGUCAAUUCUGGCCGAUCUUGGAAUUCAAAAUUCUCAUUAACACUAUCUGGAAAAGGACAAAUGGCAUUGGGAGAUGAAGAAGCCUAUUCUGACCCUUUCGUUGAGAACUUCGUGUUGGAAAGACUUUCUGUCCAAAGUCCUCUGCGAGUAUAA
This is a messenger RNA of Neltuma alba, 1197 nucleotides long. RefSeq lists its product as uncharacterized. The transcript is spliced from 5 exons. Bases 1 to 1197 code for a protein of 398 amino acids. The record is from RefSeq and is a predicted model, not a curated record. Lineage: Eukaryota; Viridiplantae; Streptophyta; Magnoliopsida; Fabales; Fabaceae.